Ostreobium quekettii is the source of this 966-nucleotide messenger RNA. Lineage: Eukaryota; Viridiplantae; Chlorophyta; Ulvophyceae; Bryopsidales; Ostreobiaceae. The record is from the annotation of a GenBank genome assembly.
AUGGCCACGCCCAUUGGCCGUCAGUCGCGGAGGCCAGCACACGCAAUCGGCUUCAUCCUCUCCACGCUGCUGCUCGUCGCCAGCCCGUUGGCCCGUGCGCAGGACGCCCUGACGGAGCCCGAGAUUCAGAUCCUGGAAUUUCUCCAGGGGUCCGUGAAUGCUUCUAGCUCCCAGCCAUCGUGGGUGGCAUCCAUCGAUGCGACUUCGGCCGUGAGCGCCCGCGUGGGCGGGAAAUUGGUCGUGGUGUCAGUGAUCACGCAAAAGGGCGAGACGCGCCGGGCCGAUCGGCCGGACCCGCCCGGCGGCACCGACGGCUACCUGCUGCUCAACCAGACGAUCCAGGGGGUGCAAGGCACGGGGGAGGAUCAGAGAAAUGUGUCUUUCGGCUGGGUGCUCGAGGUUUCCACCCUCGGGCUUGAUGAGGCCGACGCGUGGCUGAGGUAUUCGUCGGUCGUGCCGGCGGUAUUGGGUGCUGUGCUGCCCAGCGACUGGCAGAUGGCCACGGUCUUCAAGGACGAGGGAGACACCAGCUUUGCCGGCAUAACCGAGCCCUAUUUCAGCCUGGACGCAAGCGUGUUCAAGUCCUCGGCCGUGGAGGAGGUGAUCGAGUUGGAUGCGGCCGAAAUCGAUGGGGAGGAGUCGAGGGUGGUGUGGGUGAAAUGGAGGACCCGCCCCAAGGGGGCGCAGGCCGGGGAGGUGGCCAACGAGCUGCAGCGCGCGUUCAACGGAUCGGACGCCAUGCCGCUGCCCGAGGACGCCAAGAACAGCAGCUCCUCGGUGUCCUGGUACUGGGUGGGGCGUGACAGGGGGCUAGUGCUGCGGGUGGAGCACAAGUCGACGACGCCCACGGCGGCCGGGGGGUCGAUAGAUGUCGAUCGCACUUUCGCGUUCUCCAUGUACAACGAGACGGUGACGAUCCCCGGGCCGGACGCGGAGGAGCGGGCGGCCGUGAACGGAGAGGGGUGA